This is a messenger RNA of Cajanus cajan (pigeon pea), 1088 nucleotides long. The record is from RefSeq and is a predicted model, not a curated record. NCBI's taxonomy places the organism in Eukaryota, Viridiplantae, Streptophyta, Magnoliopsida, Fabales, Fabaceae.
GAAACUACAUAAGUGUAUGUGAAAGUGUUCAAUUCCUUUAUUUUCCCAUGGCAGGGAUGAUGAGGAUUGUGAGGAAGACAAGCAUAUCCCUAAAGAGCACUUGGAUUAAGUUCGAUGGAAAUGGUCUUCAUUCCUCACUUGAUAUGGACAAGUAUGAUCUCAUGCGUCGGGUUCACAUAGAUGCCCGUGAUUUCAGAAUUCUUGAUCCUCUUCUCUCUUACCCCUCUACCAUUCUAGGUCGAGAAAAGGCUAUUGUUCUUAACUUAGAGUAUAUCAAGGCAAUCAUCACUGCUAAUGAGGUGCUUUUGCUAGACUCAACGGAUCAAAAUGUGGUCUCUGUAGUUGAGGAACUAAAAAGGAGGUUAACUAUCACGGAAACAAAUCAAGGGGUCGGUCAAGACAAUACCGAACCCUUUGAAUUCAGGGCCCUCGAGGUAGUUUUGGAAGCAAUUUGUAGUUUCCUUGAUGCACGCACAACUGAACUUGAAAUGGAUGCUUAUCCCGCAUUGGAUGAACUUACCACCCAGAUAAGUAGCCGUAAUUUGGAAAGAGUUCGAAAAUUGAAGAAUACAAUGACGGGGCUGGUUGCCAGGGUUCAAAAGGUAAAAGAUGAGCUUGAACAGUUAAUGGACGAUGACGAUGGCAUGGCUGAUCUAUACUUAUCAAGAAAAUCAUCAGGCACAUUAUGUUGGUCUGCCACGGCCCCCACCAUAGAAUCAAAAUUAUCCAGUGCUAGUAAUAGAGCAAGUGUGGCACUUUAUCUCGGAGAUGAAAAUGAUGUGGAAGAGCUUGAAAUGUUACUGGAGCUACGAGGGUAUAUCGACGACACUGAAGAUUAUAUUAAUAUUCAUAUUGACAACCAUCGAAAUCGGCUGAUUCAGUUAGAGCUAUUUCUUUCCUCAGCAGACCUUUCUCUUUCAUUUUUAGCUUUGGUGUGUGGACUGUUUGGCAUGAGUAUUCCAUACACUUGGAAUCAAGACCAUGAUUACAUGUUCAAAUGGGUAGUUAUUUUUGCAGCAGCUUUUUCUGUUCUAAUAUUUCUCGUGGUAGUUACCUACGCUCGCAAAAGAGGAUUGCUUGGAUCUUGA